Molecule: messenger RNA, 4119 nt
Organism: Neofelis nebulosa (Clouded leopard)
Lineage: Eukaryota; Metazoa; Chordata; Mammalia; Carnivora; Felidae
Gene: SCARF1
Product: scavenger receptor class F member 1
Exons: 11
Coding region: 248-2857 (869 amino acids)
Molecular function (GO): scavenger receptor activity
Source: RefSeq, a predicted model, not a curated record
GGAGUCUCCCAGCUAGGGCCUCAGUUGGGUAGCAUGACCUAAUGGAAAGAUGUGGGUCCCACUCGCACCCCACACCCUCGCCUGUCCCCAGUACCCUGGGAUUUGCAGCUUCACCUUCCUGCCCCCUCCACACUGAGACCAGCCCCUUAAAGCCCCGACUCAGCCUUUGCCCUCGGCUUUCCUUUUCAUUUCUCUGGCGUCUGGUCUUCCCAGCACCCACCCGCCCGCCCUCUCAGGGAGGUGCCUCAUGGCAGCCCGCCUCUCGGCACUGGUUUCCUCAGGAAAGGCCUUGGAAGGAAGCAGGGAGGGGGUUGGGAGCCGUGGGGGCCAGACUAACCCAAGCCCUCCCGCUGGACUGGCCGCCAUGGGGCCGAGGCUGCUGGUCUCACUGUUGCUGCUCUGGACACAGGGGACCCAGGGGUCCAACCUGGACCCCAACGGGCGGCAUGUCUGCAUGGCCGGCAGCCCCUCUGCUGAGCUCCAGUGCUGCCCAGGCUGGAGGCAGAAAGACCAAGAAUGCACUAUCCCCAUCUGUGAGGGGCUGGAUGCUUGCCGGGAAGAUGAAGUGUGCGUGAAACCAGGCCUCUGUCGAUGCAAACCUGGAUUCUUUGGGGCCCAGUGCAACUCCCGCUGCCCGAGUCAGUACUGGGGCCCAGAUUGCCGUGAGACCUGCGCCUGCCACCCGCACGGCCAGUGCGAGCCGGCCACGGGCGUGUGCCACUGCCAGGCGGAACGCUGGGGCAGCCGUUGCGAGUUCCAGUGCGACUGCAGCCCCCACGGGCGUUGCGACGCCGCGACGGGCGCGUGCCGCUGCGAGCCCGGCUGGUGGUCACCCACUUGCCGCCGUCCGUGCCAGUGCAACCCGGCGGUGGCGCGCUGCGAUCAGACCAACGGCUCCUGCCGCUGCGAGCCGGGCUGGUGGGGCCGCCGCUGCAGCUUCCGCUGCGCCUGCCACGGCUCGCCGUGCGCGCAGGAGACCGGCCGCUGCGUCUGCCGGCCGGGCCGGUGGGGUCCCGAGUGCCGGUAUGAGUGCGAGUGCGUGCGCGGCCGCUGCAACGCCGUCUCCGGCCUGUGCGCCUGCCCGCCCGGCUUCCGCGGCGCGCGCUGCGAGCUGCCCUGCCCCGCCGGCAGCUACGGGCCGCACUGCCGCGACAGCUGCGGCCACUGCAAGCAGAACAAGCCAUGCUCUGCAGAUACAGGCAGCUGUGACUCCUGCGAGCCGGGCUGGAAUGGAACCCAGUGCCACCAGCCCUGCCCACCCGGCACCUUUGGCGAGAGCUGCCGGAAGCAGUGCCCCCACUGCCGGCUUGGGGAGGCCUGUCAGGCAGACACUGGGCACUGUCAGCGCUGUGACCCUGGGUGGCUGGGGCCCAGAUGUGAAGACCCCUGCCCGCUCGGGACCUUUGGGGAAGGCUGCACCUCUACCUGCCCCACCUGUGUUCAGGGGGCCUGUGAUGCUGUGACUGGGGAAUGUGUCUGCGACGUUGGCUACUGGGGACCCAGCUGCAACACUUCAUGCCCAUCUGGCUUCUAUGGCAACAACUGCUCUAUUCCCUGUGAAUGCCCAGAGGGAUCCUGCCACCCUGUCUCUGGGGCCUGCCAGCUGGGGCCUCACGGUCAGGAUGCCGCCCUCAUCGCGGGCAUCCUUGUGCCUCUGCUGCUGCUGCUCCUGGGCAUCGCCUUCUGUGCCUGCUGCUGCUGGGCCGCCCGGUUGGACCCCAAGGACAGGCCAGCGAAAGAUGAAGCCGCCGUGUCCAGGGUGAAGAUGCAGGUCUGGGGGGCGCUGACUAGCCUGGGCUCGGCGCUACCCUGUGGUUCCCUCAGCAGCCACAAGCUUCCCUGGGUGACAGUCUCACACCACGACCCGGAGAUCCCCUUCAAUCACAGCUUCAUUGAGCCGCCCUCCGCCGGCUGGGCCUCGGACGACUCCUUCUCUUCUGAUCCUGAGUCUGGCGAGGAGGACGAGGGCCCUGCCUACUGCGUGCCACCCCAAGAAGGGAUGGCCACUGUGGCCCACGGAGAGUUUCCAGAGGCCAGCCUGGCUGGAGGUCCCAUCCCUCCCCCUGAGGACGCCUCCACACCAUUCCCUAUCCCACGCACUUCCAGCCUAGCACGGGCCAAGCGGCCAUCAGUCUCCUUUGCUGAAGGCACCAAGUUUGCACCACAGAGUCGCCAAAGCUCAGGGGAGCUCUCCAGUCCUCUCCGAAAGCCCAAGAGGGUCUCCCGUGGGGCCCCGCUGAGUCCGGAAAGCCAGGAGGCUGAGGAGUCCUCGGGCCCGGAGAAAGCAGAAACGGAUGAGACCCUUCCUGGUGCUGCCAGCCCCAGGGAUCCAGCCAUUGGCCGCCGCCGGCUCCCACUUGGUGGCCGGACAGUGGCUGAGCGUGUGGAAGCCAUUGAAGGCAGUGUCUCAGAGGGCUCAGGCUCCGUGACCACGAUCUACAUGCUGGCAGGGACACCCCAGGUAUCUGAGGGCCCCGUCCGGUCUGUUCUCCGUCGUUUUGGUAGCUUCCAGAAAGGCCAGGCAGAGCCCAAGGUCAAGAGUGCCAUCCCCAAGCCGCCACGCCGGGCCCUGAGUCGAAAUAAGGACAGCCCCGGGCUGGGCUCCAGCACUGCCAGUCAGAGCCCCAACUUAGCCCCGAACCAUGAGCUCACUAGGGCCUUAGAGUCUGCGGGAACUGGACCAGAGGAAGUGGCCAGGGGACUAGGCGAUGGCACCAAGAACUCGGGGAGGGCCCAGGAGCUGACCCCUGAGGGUGGCCCCCAGGAACAGGAUCCCCAGAAGCUGUCUGAUGAGGAGGGGCAGGAGGAGCCCCAGUAUGAGAAUGUUGCACCCAUCUCUGGGCCACCAGCACCCUGAGAACCUUGAAUUGGGGGAGAAGGAAGACUAUGGAUGGAGGGUAGGCAUACGAACUGCCCCUGGCUCAGAUUGUGUUUUGCUGGAAAAAGAUCCCAGGGCCAGGAAAGACAUACCAGAGCCUCUGCCCUUUCGUGGGGAAACGUCAGAGUUGGAGGCCAGUUGGCUCUGGGCCCUGGCAGUGCUCUGGGAGUGGUCUCGAAGGCCUGGGCAGCGACCCCCAUUGGGUGUGGUCAGGAAGGGGAAAGAGAUGACCGUGGGGACUUUUUCUCUGUUGUCCUGGACUCUGUUUGCCCCCAAAGGCUAUUCUUUUCUUCAUUUGGAGAACAUUUUUCUGAAAUGGGAAACAACCUAAAUAUUCAAUGAUAGAAGAUUGGCUAAAGCAAGAUUGCUUAUGAUACUUUCCUAAACAACCAUGAAAAAUCAUGUUGUGCAAGAAGAUUUAAUAUGGGAAAUAUGGGAGACUGUUUAUGCUUUCCUGUUAAGUGUAAAAAAGUACGUUUUCUUCUUAUAAAUUUCAUUUCCUUUUCCUUCACGAUACAUGUUUAGAAUCCUUCUGUUUUGUGUGUGUUUUGUGAUUGUUUUGCAAACUCUUUUUUUUUUUUUGUAUAUGCAUAAAAAAGAUUCGGGGGAACAGCAUCAAGUGGCAUUUUUUUCCUGGGAGAUGAGAUAGUGGCUGAUAUUUAUUUUCCUCCGUCAUAAACUUCUGUAUAAUUUGUAAAUGUUCUAUAGUGAACAUUCUUUUUACUUUUCUCCCUAGAUUUAAUUUUUUUUUUACAAAAAAAAUAUAAAAAAACAAUGUUGUUAAAAAUAAAAAAGUACUAACAUUACAGAUAUGUAUAGAGUAGAAAGGAGAUUCCCCCUUUCCCCAGAGGAGUCUGAGGGACAGGGGAGGGGCCAGACUUACUUGUCAUUGAAUGCCUUUUGGUUCUGAAUUCUUUUCUCACAUACUUGAAUUACCGAGUCAGGACAGAAACAGCAGCUCCCUCUUCCAUCCCAGAGCUCAGAGAAUCUUGCAGACAGCUUAGAUCCUUCCUUUUAGAGGUUUUCCUGUGCACAUAUCGUUGUAGAAUUUGGUUUUUUACUUAAAUAUGCUCUGGAUAUCUUCUGAUGUCAGUAAUUAUAAAGCUACCUCUUUUUAUUAAAAAAUGGCUGCAUGGGAUUCCAUCAUGUGGAACUAACACAGGUUAUUUAAACCAUCCCCUACCCAUGGGAAGUUGGGUCAUUUCUAAUUGUUUUGAUACAAUAAAUGAUUCGGUGUACAA